Trypanosoma conorhini is the source of this 1152-nucleotide messenger RNA. Its product is annotated as leucine-rich repeat protein. Gene Ontology annotation, molecular function: protein binding. The transcript has a single exon. Gene Ontology annotation, cellular component: cytoplasm. Bases 1 to 1152 code for a protein of 383 amino acids. NCBI's taxonomy places the organism in Eukaryota, Euglenozoa, Kinetoplastea, Trypanosomatida, Trypanosomatidae. The record is from RefSeq and is a predicted model, not a curated record.
AUGGGACGGAUUACGGUUGAGCUUUUGCGCCGUCGCGCGGAGCACAACGAGGGGUGCCUGAGCAAUCUGAAGGAAAUUGCGCUGCACCAGCAAGACAUUGAGAAGAUCGAGGUGGUUGGGGAUGCAUGCCGCGAGCUGGAGAUUCUGUACCUGUGCAACAACUACAUUUCGCGGAUAGAGGGACUGCACCACCUCAAGUGUCUCAAGUACUUGAACCUGGCCGUGAACAGCAUCACUUGCAUCGAGGGGUUAGAGGGCUGUGAGGCGCUUGAGCGGUUGGACCUGACGCUGAACUUCGUGGCGGACAUGACGUGUGUACGACGACUGCGGGCAAAUGCCUUUCUGGACCAGCUGCACCUCACGGGAAACCCGUGCACAAAGGUUGAGGGCUACCGCGCCUACGUUAUUCAUGCGCUGCCGCAGCUGCGGGACCUGGACGGGGAGGAGGUGACGCGCUCGGAGCGUAUCGAGGCGCGCCAGUGCGAUAGCGACGUGGCCGCGGUUGUAGACGAGGCGGCGCUGCGUAUCCGAGAGGAGGAGCGGAUCAAGGCAGAGAUGAUCAGGCAAGGCAUUGAGGUAUUUCCACCGCGGUACAACGAGAAGGGGGAGCGGGUCUACGGGCACACGCCGGAGGAGCGACUGCAGAUGUUGCGCGAGAAGGAAGAGGAGGAGGAGGCGCGGCGACAGAAGAAGCUUCAGGAGGAAAAGGAAGCGGGGAGCUUGGCGGCCCUGGGCGCGGAGUUAAACAUGCAUCCGCGGCGUCUCAGUGCUGAGGAGGAGAUGGCAAAGUACGGCCGACUGCUACUUCGGAAUGAGCCCAAGUUGCCGAUCCGGCUGGACGAGGAGAGUAGCGAGGAGGCGGUGAUCCUCACGGUGGGGGUGCCAAAGUUCCUCUCCACCACCCUUGUAGAUCUGCAGAUUGAGGUGGAUUACAUUCGCGUGGUGGUGAAGGGGAAGCUCAUCCAGGUGCCGCUGCAGCGCGAGAUUGCGCCGUCGGCGGCGAAGGUGCAGCGCUCCAUGGUGACGGGUGAACUUCACGUCACGGUGCCGUACGCCCCUCACGUAUUGCAGGAGAUUGCGGAGGCAAAGAAGAAGCGGCAGAGGCUGCGUGGCGUCUGGGCCGAGGAGGAAGGCAACGAAGUUGCAGAGUGA